AUGAGAGUGAACUUUGAUAGUGCUCUGAGGAAAGAAAAUUAUGAACUAAGUUCAUCUCCAUCUGGCAUUGGUAAAAUCGGUGAAAAUGUGGUCUUGCCAUGUCACAUCUCUCUUGGAAAACAACCCCAAAAUACGGAAGUGCAUUGGAAAAAAAUUGGCGACAAUCAUGUGAAUAACAUCUACCAGUUCAAAGCUCUCACUGACCAGGAAAUAUUUGGGCAAGGCUACCGUGACAGGGCCGUGUUGACAAAGAAUGGAAUGGCAUCUGGAAACGUGUCCUUGAUGCUAAAGAAGGUUCAAGUCAGUGAUGAAGGAACCUACAGUUGCAUUGUGAAGUCCAUCGAUUGGACUGCCGACACCCAAACAAUCCUUCAUGUUGCAGCUGUGGGCAAUGUGUCCAUUGAGAUUUUGGGUCCAGAAGGUGAUGGGAUCAAAGUGGCUUGCAGAUCUGCUGGAUGGUUCCCCAAACCUGAACUUCAUUGGUUAGCAAAAAACUGGCAGAACUACCAUCAGUGUGAAUCAAAGCAGGAUCAUGAGCAGCUUUUCAGUGUUUCAAGCGAUAUCACCAUCCUGAGAGAUACAGGAGAAAUAACCUGCUUGGUCCAUGAAAGCCGUUUACAGAUGAAGCAGAACUUCACCUUCUUCCUUUCACGAAAUGUUUUCCCAUAUACUUCUCCCUGGCUCCCUGCAUUCUGGAUCUUGUUUAUCCUGGCAUUUCUAGGUGUUGCAGUAGUAGCAUAUGGCAAAUUUAAAGAGUCCAAGAAGAAACAUCUUGAAGAGGAGGAAAAAAUGCUUCAAGAAUGCCAGGCAAGGGUCAUUGAAUCAGAAACCCAGGACCUGCGGAGGAUGCUUGAGUUUAGGAAGGCUCGAAGCUACCUAGUUCACAUCCAGUUGGAUCCAAAUUGUAAACACAGUGAACUUUCAGUGUCUUCAGACUGCAGCAGCGUCCAUCAUCAAUGUCCAUCUCCAGGACCAGCUGUCAUGCCUAAUGCACUGAUCAUAGUGGGAACAGAGGGGUUUGAGAAUGGCAGCCAGUACUGGGAGGUGAAGGUAGAGGAUAAGCCAAACUGGGAACUUGGGGUGCUGACAGAAGGCACAAGGAACCAACUGAAAGCAGGAAAGCUUGAUGCACCCAAAGAAGAUCAACACUGGUCUCUGAGAAAAUUAGAUGGGAUAUAUCGCCCCAAGGAGGCUGAUUGUGCACUCCAAGGAAAUAGCUUACAGCUUCGAGUGGUUGGGAUUUAUCUGGACAGGAUUGACAGUUAUGUUUCAUUCUAUGAUGUCAAAGGCACGAAAGCUAUUGUGAGCAUUCCUGUCAAUACAUCUGGGAAGCUGUAUCCAUUCUUCAGCCCUGGUUGUUCUGAUGGGGGUGACAGUGAGACGCCCCUCACCAUCUGCCAAGACAAAGGCUGGGAUUUCCCUGAACAACUAGAGGCCAUUCCGAAAUAG
Elgaria multicarinata webbii is the source of this 1449-nucleotide messenger RNA. Its product is annotated as butyrophilin-like protein 9. Gene Ontology annotation, cellular component: external side of plasma membrane. Gene Ontology annotation, biological process: T cell receptor signaling pathway; regulation of cytokine production. The coding region runs from base 1 to 1449 and encodes 482 amino acids. The transcript is spliced from 9 exons. NCBI's taxonomy places the organism in Eukaryota, Metazoa, Chordata, Lepidosauria, Squamata, Anguidae. The record is from RefSeq and is a predicted model, not a curated record. Gene Ontology annotation, molecular function: signaling receptor binding.